Molecule: messenger RNA, 474 nt
Organism: Rhododendron vialii
Lineage: Eukaryota; Viridiplantae; Streptophyta; Magnoliopsida; Ericales; Ericaceae
Product: G-type lectin S-receptor-like serine/threonine-protein kinase LECRK4
Exons: 1
Coding region: 1-474 (157 amino acids)
Biological process (GO): protein phosphorylation
Molecular function (GO): protein kinase activity; ATP binding
Source: RefSeq, a predicted model, not a curated record
AUGGCAUGUUGGCAAGCUUUGUUUUUGGAAGUUCGAAGCCUGACUGGAACAAACGGAUCUAAAUGGGGACUCAUGUACUUACACGAGGAGUGCAGCACACAGAUCAUCCACUGUGACAUUAAGCCUCAAAACAUUCUGCUUGAUGACUCAUUCACGCCAAGGAUUUCCAACGUCAGACUAGCAAAGCUUCUGAUGGGAGAUGAAACUCAGACUCAAACGGCCAUUAGAGGGACCAAAGGAUAUGUUGCCCCGGAAUGGUUCAGAAGUAAGCAUAUUACUGCAAAAGUGGACGUUUACAGCUACGGGGUCAUGUUACUCGAGAUCAUUUGUUGUAGGAAGAACACUGAAUUGGAAAGGGAGAAUGAAGAGGACGUAAUACUGACUGACGUGGUAUACCAUUACUACAAAUGUAAAAGGUUCUGGUGGAGAACGAUGAAGAGGCGAGAAACAACACGAAAAGGGUGGAGAGGCUAG